AUGGCCUUCGCCGCCACAUCCACCGCCGCUAGAUCUGUUUCCCUAUCAACCUCCGCCCGAAACGCCGCCCGGCUCGCCUCCGAGGCCAAAGCCGGUCGUUCUCCCUUUCGCAUGAAAACCAGACACCCACUCUCAUCUCGAAUCCUCAGGUGUCCAGUUGAAAUGAGUGCGUGCGUGGAAACGAUGCAACCGUACCACACUGCAACUGCUUCGGCGUUGAUGACUUCCAUGCUCACCAUCUCUCGCCGUGGUUACGGUUGCCUUCCCGAAG
This is a messenger RNA of Ilex paraguariensis (yerba mate), 271 nucleotides long. Lineage: Eukaryota; Viridiplantae; Streptophyta; Magnoliopsida; Aquifoliales; Aquifoliaceae. The record is from the annotation of a GenBank genome assembly.